Molecule: messenger RNA, 1383 nt
Organism: Staurois parvus
Lineage: Eukaryota; Metazoa; Chordata; Amphibia; Anura; Ranidae
Source: the annotation of a GenBank genome assembly
AUGAAUAGCCGGCUGCAAGAGAUUCGAGCAAGGCAGAAGCUGCGCCGGAAGUUGCUGGCCCAGCAGCUGGGAGCAGAAAAUGCAGACAACAUUGGAGCUGUUCUAAACAGCAAGGAUGAGCAAAGAGAAAUUGCAGAAACCAGAGAACUCUGCCGUGCUACGUAUGAUACUUCAGCACCAUGUCUGAAGCGGAAACCUCCAGAGGAAGGGAAAGCUGAUGAGGAGGUAGUUGAAGAGAGUAAGGACCUAAUUGAACCACAAAAGGAGGAAGAACAUCUGCCCUAUAAAGAGGAAGUUUACAAAGACUCGAGCACUUUCUUAAAGGGAACGCAAAGCUUAAAUCCACACAAUGAUUACUGCCAGCAUUUUGUCGACACCGGACAUAGACCUCAGAACUUUAUCCGAGAUGUUGGGUUAGCAGACCGAUUCGAGGAAUAUCCAAAGCUGAGAGAGCUGAUCAGACUGAAAGAUGAGUUAAUAAGUAAAUCCAAUACUCCUCCAAUGUAUUUGCAAGCAGACCUUGAGACCUUUGAUCUGCGAGAGCUAAAGAACGAGUUUGAUGUCAUCCUCCUGGAGCCCCCUCUAGAGGAAUAUUUCAGGGAGACUGGCAUUGCUGCCAAUGAGAAAUGGUGGACGUGGGAAGAUAUAAUGAAGUUGGAUAUAGAAAGUGUUGCUGGCCAGAGGGCCUUUCUUUUCCUGUGGUGUGGCUCUGGAGAAGGUCUGGAUUUCGGUAGAAUGUGUUUUCGCAAGUGGGGAUUCAGGCGGUCUGAAGACAUUUGUUGGAUAAAAACCAAUAAAGAUAAUCCAGGCAAGACCAAGACCCUGGAUCCCAAGGCAAUCUUCCAGAGGACGAAGGAACAUUGCCUUAUGGGUAUUAAAGGAACAGUUCACCGCAGCACUGAUGGAGAUUUCAUCCAUGCCAAUGUUGACAUUGACCUUAUCAUCACAGAGGAGCCUGAAAUAGGAAACAUUGAAAAGCCUGUAGAGAUAUUUCACAUUAUUGAACAUUUCUGUCUAGGAAGAAGGCGGCUCCACCUCUUUGGAAGAGACAGCACCAUAAGACCUGGCUGGCUUACAGUGGGACCUACUCUUACCAACAGCAACUUCAAUGCUGAGACUUAUGGUACGUAUUUCAAUACCCCAAAUUCAACACUCACAGGCUGCACAGAGGAGAUAGAGAGGCUUCGCCCCAAAACACCCCCACUUAAAUCAGACCGUGGUUUUGGCACAUCCGGCUUUGGCAAUUCCAGAGGUGGCAGUCGGGGUGGACCCUCUGCAGGAAGAGGAGAAAGAGGUAGAGAAAGAAACAGAGGAAGUUUCCGCGGUGACAGAGGAGGUUUCAGAGGACGUGGACCACAUAGAGGGGGAUUCGCCCCACGCUGA